GUAUAACGCUCUAUAUGGUAUCACUGGGCGAAUAUCCAACAGUAAACCUGUAAGUGAAAGGUAAGGGAGAGCUCCUUCAGUCCAUCCAUCCUUAUAUCUGUCUAUUUAUAUGUUUGUCUAUCCAUCUACCUCUCUGCAGCCUCAGUUUAAUAUUGUUGGAUAGGUUUUCCAAAUAAUUUAAUAAUUGUAUUUGUUAAACUUUUGAAAUUAUUUAAUAUUACCAAAAAUACUUCCACCUGCACUGUGAAUGUUUACAUGGUGUGUUCAAUAAAAACAUGGCAACAUUUCAUUCCUUGUGUGUUAUUAGUUUAAGCAGACUGUGAUUGUCUAUUGUUGUGACUUAGAUGAUGAUCAGAUCACAUUUUAGGACCAAUUUGGGCAGAAAUCCAUAUCAUUCCAAAGGGUUCACAUACUUUUUCUUGCAACUGUAUAAAGUGCCAAUCAAUAUAAGCCCGUAUGGUAAGUGCAAAAAAUAAGCAAUGUAAGCACAUAAAAUGUGUAAAUACAAACAGGGAACACACAAAUAAUGUGCAAAAAAUACAUAAUGCAUAUAAAGUGCAAAAUGUGCAUAAAAGUUCAAAACGCAGUAUUUUCUAUAGAUUGCAUAUUUAUGUUUAUUCAGAAGAUAUUGAGGAAUCCACAUCUACAGUGCACCUUAAGGGCAAAUAUUUUUAUUGUUUUUUUAUAUCCACUAUUGUUGUCAAUUUUGGGCUAUAGUGUGCUUUUCUUGUAUUAAGGACCGGACUGUUUUUGCGAUGUUGUACAUUUGCGACCAGGCAUCUUUUUACACUUUUGUGGUGUUUGUGUUUAGCUGUAAUUUUCCUCUCUCUCAUUUACUGUUCCCAUACAAAUUAUAUAUUGGGGGUUUUUUCAGGAGAAAAGGGGCUUUCUUUACAUACCAUUAUUUAUAUAAUCUCAUGUAAUUUAAUUUUUAAAAAAAAUGUAAAAUAUGAUGAAAAAUUUAAAAAAAUACAUGUUUUUUUACUUUUACUUGAAAAAUAUUUUACUCAUCUACAAAAGCAAAUGAAAAAAACUGCUAAAUAGAUUCAAAAUUUUGUCCUGAGAUUAAAAAUACCCAGUGUUUACAUGCAUUUUUGCUAUUUUUUUGCAUGUUAUAGGGCUAUAGGUACAAGUAGGAUAUUGCGGUUUCAAAAUAUACAUUUUUAAAAUUUAUCAAUAGUGGCAUUGUAACACUAUUAUCUGUCAUAAAUCUCUGAAUAAUACCCCACAUGUACAUAUUUUUUUUAAAGUAAACAACCCAGGGUAUUCAAUAUGGGGUAUGUCCAGUCUUUUUUAGUAGCCACUUAGUCGAAAACACUGGCUAAAGUUAGCAUUCAUAUUUGAUUGUGUGUGAAAAAAGUAAAAAACUAAAUUGAACGCUAAUAUUGGCCAGUGUUUGUGACUAAGUGGCUACUAAAAAAGACUGGACAAUACUUUGGGUUGUCUUCUUUUGCAAAUGGUAUGCCAUCAUGGGGGUAAUUCUCAUUCCUACCAUACGCUCUCAAAGGCAACAUAACCAACAGGGGAGGGCUGGCAGCCUUAGGCCUGGGGGGCAAAACCAGUCAAGUGGCCCAUUGCACCACCAAAUCAGUGCAAUGGUACCCACCUUUUCCUGGUUUUAUAACGGAUAUUGAUGUUAUGCUAAUCAGUAGCUCUUUGCCCUACCCGCUCCUUCACGGCUCUGACUUUCAAUGUUGUCAGAGCGCAGGCUGAGAAUCUCUGAGCGUGUGCUCUGACUCACUAACUGAGCGCCGGAACCACGAGGGAGAGGCUAUAAUCUGACUGCACCUACUGCUGCUGCGAUGGUAUGUAGUGUAUAGGGAUACCAGUUUGUGCAGGUGAUGCAAUGUGUUUGUGUGUAGUGGAAGCAGUGUGUAUUUGUGUAUAAGGGAUGUAUUGUGUGUUUCUGGUUGUGUGUAAGGGAUGCAUUGUGUGAAUCUGUGUUUGUAUGCAUAAGGGAUACAAGGUGUGUGUCUGUAAGUGUGUGCAUUGAGUGUGUGUUAGUGAUGCAUUGUGUUUCUGUGUGUAUGUAAGAAAAGCAGUGUGUGUGUGUAAGGGUUUGCAUUGUGUGUUUCUGUGUAUGUGUGCAAAGGAUGCAUUGUCUUUGUGUGUAAUGGAUGCAUUGUGUGUUUCUCUGUGUGUAAGGGAAACAUGUUGUGUUUCUGUGUGUGUAGGGAUGCAUUGUGUGUUUCUGUGUAUGUAUAGGGAUGCAUUGUGUGUGUGCGCGUAGUGUGAAAGAGCUCCCUGUCUUGCCCCCUGUCCUAUAGAGCUGUCCCUUCUAGCUCUCCCCUGCCCCUUAGUGGUCUCUCCUCUCCCCCACCCUCCCGUAGCGGUCUCUUGUCACACUCACCCACCCUCCCUGUGCUCUUCUCAUCCACCCUCCAUGUGUUCUUCUCACCUCCCCCCUCCCUGUGUUCUCCUCACCUCCCCCCUCCCUGUGUUCUCAACUCCCCCCUUCCUGUGUUCUUCUUACCCCCUCUCCUCCCUGUGUCCUCCUUACCCCCUCUCCUCCCUGUGUCCUCCUCACCUCCCCCUCCCUGUGUUCUCCUCACCACCCACCCUCCCUGUGUUCUUCUCAGUCCCCCUUCUCCUCAUCUCCCCUUCUCCUCACUCUUACUCUCUCCCCUCCUCCUUGUGUUCUUCUUACUCCCCCUUGUUCUUCUUACCCCCCGUUUUUCAUAUCCCCUUCUUCUUCUUACUCCCCCUCCUCCUCCUUCUGUUACUCCCCCCUCCUCCUUCUGUUACUCUCUCCUCUUCAUUUUCACCCCCAUCUUCAUUUACUCUCCCAUCUUCAUUUACCCCCUUCCUUAUUCCCCCUCCUUCACUUAUUCCACCCCAUCUUCAUUUACUCCCCUUUCAUAUUCCCCCCACCUCCUUCCUUACUCCCCUCUUCAUUUACCCCAUCUUCAUUUUAGUCCUCACCUUCACUUAUUCCCUUCAUUUUACCUGCUUCGCUUACACCCCAUCUUCAUAUUCACCUUCACUUGUUACCCCCUCUUUGUUUACACCCCUCCUUCGCCAUUUCUCCCCUCCUUCGCCCCAUUCCACCCCUCCUUCAUAUUCCUCCUUCGCCUUAUUCCUCCCCUCAGCCCCUUGUUCCCCCUCCCCCUCCAUAUUUCCUCCCCUCCCCUCCUUCACUUAUUCCCCCCUCCCCUUCGCUUAUUCCGCCCCCUCUUCAUUUUACCUGUAAGUAUGGCCAGGCUGCUCGCUGGUCAGCGUGAUUGCCCGGCGGACUGAUGGGAAGGUGCGCACUCAGUGUGCACUUCCUCGAUCCGGCGAUGAAGACAGAAACCCCGCGCGGAACUGGAGUUUCUGUUUCCUGUAACCGGCCGGACUGACAGGAAGUGCACACUCAGUGUGCACCAUCCUAUCACUCCGGCCGGCCACCGCGGACCAGCGAGCAGCUCGGCCACGCUACAGGGGAGGGGAGGAGAAGAGCAGCUGCAGCCGCCUGAGGCUCUUCACAGAGCGCUCAGGCGGCUGCAGCAUUUAAAGGGCCGGCCCUGCAGCGGCCGGUCCCGACAGAAUUUAGGGCGGCCUGGGGGGCAAUUGCCUCCCUGCCCCCCGGCCCAGCCCGCCCCUGAUAACCAACCUGGCCUUUUUCAAUGUAAAAUUAUUUGACCUAUAUAUUUGACCCUGUAACUUUCAAAAACACUAUAAAACCUGUACAUGGGGUGUACUGCUAUACUCGGGAGACUUUGCUGAACACAAAUAUUAGUGUUUCAUAACAGGAAAACGUAUCACAACAAUUAUAUCAUCAGUAAAAGUGCUGUUUGUGUGUGAAAAAUGCAAAAAAAGUCACUUUCACUGACAAUAUCAUCCCUGUGAUAUGUUUUACUGUUUUGAAUCACUAAUAUUUGUGUUCAGCGAAGUGUCCCAAGUAAAACAGUACCCCCCAUGUACAGGUUUUAGGGUGUCAUAGAAAGUUACAGGGUAAAAUAUAAUGCUAGCAAAUUAAAUUCUCUGGACUUUCAGCCUGGGUUGGCAGGCAGGUCCCUCAAAUUGCAAUCAAUAAAAUUACUUAAUUAUGUAAAAUAUUACAUAAAUAUGCACGUAGAAUUUAAAUAUAUAUGCAUAUUUAUAUAUUUGAAGUCUACGUGUAUAUUUAUAUAAUUAUUUAUGUAAUUUUGUAUAUGGACAUAUGUAUAUUUAUUUAUAUAUACAUAGAUAUAUAUACAAUUUCAUUCUAAGUGUAUUUUGAUAUAAAUAUAUAUAUACUAAUAUCAAAAUACAGUUAGAAUAAAAUUUCAUAUAGAUAAUUAAUUUAUUAUUAUUUUUUAAUUUUUUUUAAUUAAAAUUACUUAUUUGUAUUUUAUAAUAAUACAUAUAUAUAAAAUAUAUAUAGUUAUAUAUAUUAUAUAUACACGUGUGUAAUUUAAUUAUAUAUAUAUGUACAUAUUAAUAUAAAAAUACACUUAGCAUGACAUUAUAUAUAUGAUAUAUAGACAUAUAAUUAUUAUUUUUUUUAUUAACAUGUACCUUUAUUAAUUUUUUAUUUUACACUAGCAGGGAGACUGCCUGUCAGCACAGACAGUCCCCCUGCAGGCAGACACAUGGACACCUAUAAGGCGAUCGGGUAAGUACAUCUGACCGUUAGAACCGUCCUCGGUCUUUAAGGGGUUAAGAGUCUGCCUUACCUUAACAAAGUACACCUGGGUCAGCUAGUGCUCACUCCACCUUUAUCUGCUGUAUAUUCUAUUUGCCUGUACACUAUUUUAAAUGGUUUUAGAUUUCCAUACCAUAAUUCUAUGCAAUAUGUUUAACUUACAGAUUAGUUUAGAGAAAAUAGUUCUGCCAUGGUAUCUAUGCUACCAGUCCUAAAUAUGUUUCUUGUCAACUCUAUGACCCAUUAAUUCCUAGUGCAUGCCCCAUCCCAAAUGCACGUAUUUGAGCCUCUUAUCUUUUAACUUUUUACGGCAAUAGUCUCAUAAACAAACCAAGUAGCACUCUCUUUCCUCCCACUCAUCCCAAGGUUCUGUUUUAUUUUAUGGCCUCCUCACAUUGCUUAACUACUGUCAUCAGCAGAUACCCCCAAUUAGCAGUAUGCAUAUAAUCUCCUGCAUUAAUUACGCCCAAUCUACUUUUCUCAGCAUCACCCUAUCUGUUGCUUCACUGGCUCCAACCAUCUUAACCUGAUUCUCUAACUCUGCACAGCUAUCCAAGGCUCCCUAUCCUAGGGUGGAUUGCACCUAACUUAUGCGAUAUUAAGGGUGGUGGCAAUUGAGUCAUUUGUUCUCUCCUCGUUGUUCCUUGAAGCUUCCUCCUUUACCCCCUUGUCUUCUUUUCCUUUUUUGAGGUUCCCUUCAUUCAUCUUUUCUAUCUAUUCUCAGCUUGCAUUGACCGUAUCUAGUGUCUCCCGUGCUAUCCUCUACACUUUCUUAGUUUUUCUGCUUGGCUUCUUUACAUUCAUUCUUCUGACAUUCCAUCUAUUAUAUUUGGUGGCUUCACCAUCAGCCUAAAGAUUUAUAUCAAUUACUUCCUCUUUUAGCUUUACUCAAUGCAUUUGUUUUUUUAUAUAAAUAGCCAGCAAAACCCUACACCUCAUCUUUUCAACCUUUGCUCUAUCUCUAACUUCUCAAACACAUGCCCUCUUUUCUUAAUAAAUACAACCUUUCUCAUUCACUUUACUCGGUGAGUGUUCUUCAACUGUCAUCUGCUUGUAAAUAGAUUCCACAUUUUUUAGGCUCAUACUCUUAUAUGGAAUGCUGCCCUGUGCUAUUAGACACUCCCCUACCCAUAUGUGUUUGCUGAGAUAGGUGAAUUUAAGUAGUCUUGUAAGAUGUUAAAACUGUAUUUUUGUGUUUGAGCUGUUCCACUAUUUUAUAUUUUAUAGCUAAUUAUCAGUUACUUAAACAGUUACUACAAAUAUUAUGGCCACUUAAGUGAUUUGAAAUUGGUCAUGGUGCCUCGAGUUUGUAUGUGCAGCAUUUUAUUUGAAAAACUGCACAUCAAGAGUUUAACCCCUUAAGGACACAUGACAUGUGUGACAUGUCAUGAUUCCCUUUUAUUCCAGAAGUUUGGUCCUUAAGGGGUUAAAGGGACACUGUAGUCACUAUAACCAUUUAAUCUCUUUGAAUUGGUUGUAGUGCCUGGUGUCCUUUGGCACUGUCCCUCCAUUCAGAGUUAAACCAUUUUAGAGCAGUUUAACACUAAAUAGGGGUAUCUGGCCAGCCACAGUCUAGUCCCUUCUGGAGUUGCAGCUAAGGCAAAGAUUGCACAUUUCCUUGUAGUCAUACCCUUCAUACCAACAGUUGGAGUUCUGAUUGGAUAAAGGCGGUCAGCUGACACUCUCAGCCAAUCAUAGCUGCCCAUUGCUGCUAAUACUUCCUCAAUUGUCAAAGCAGCACACAUUGUAAUGAGAUAAAGUAGAUACAGUGCCCACAGUGUCUGUUUAAAACCUGUAAACACCUACGGCAGAGUUCCAGGCUGAAUAGUGUAAUUUCUGAGCCUCUCAGUCAAAACAAAGCUGUGGAAUCAGCAUCCAGGUUCUGCAGAGUUACACCAGAAUCACCAGAUCUGAAAGGAGCCUAGGAGCAAAUCAGGGACACAGGUAAAAGGCAAGCCAUUGUAAAACAGUUUUACCUAAAACCAUGGAAUGGAACUAGAGGACUGCUUGAAUUUAAAAAAAAAAAAAAUUAACAAGCCAUCAAUUGACAAUAAAAUUUUAUAGGCUUAUAUAUAUAAUUAGCACAGAUUGACAUGUUAGGGAACCAUAAGAACAUUAGAAAAAUAAAGAGAAAUGGAAAAAAUCUAAAGUAAAAUGAGAUAUGCAGACAGAAAGCUGAACUAUUUGGGUCCAUGGGAAGCAAACACAGGAGAUGCUGAUUAAAUAUAUAUAGAUAGGUUUGAUGUGCAUCUCUGAGUCUAAAAACCUUCUUCAUCUAGUCACUAGCUUAUUUUACCAACUGGCCCACAUUUUAUAUUAUUUAAAGGGAAUUAAAUACAUCCCACAGGUGGCCAACUCCAUUAGAAUUUGGAAAUUCAGUUGAUUUACCACAACUUUUUAUGAAAAUCUUGCUUGGGAUUUCAAGUAACGAGCAAUUACUAUGUUAGAGGCUGUUAAACAAUAUUUACUAGACAUCUUUCCAUUGAUUCAAGAAUUGGCUUUUCCACGUGGAGCAGGGCAACCUGUGGUGAUCUAUUUAACUUAAUUUUCAACAUGCUUUCGAGAUAGUCAAAUAAAUUACUCCAAUGAUCUCUACCUUAUUACACUCCCACCAUAUGUGAACAUCAUUUCCCUCCCUUCAAAAUAAAAAUGAGUUUGUGUUAAACAUUUUUACUAAUAUAGCAGGAAUCAUAUGCAUUUCUAACCCUUGCAUGAACAUGUAAACCAGAAUACUCUGAAAGAUAACUCUUGAGACUAACCUGUCAGUCUGAAGAUUUACCUAUCAGGGAAUUUUAAUUGGUUGUCAAGGUUUAUAAGGCUUUCAUUAGUCUUAAUGAAAUUCAAAAACUAAAAUAAUGACUGAAUUUCAUGCAAAAAUGAAUGGACAAAGGGACAAAAUACGGUUCCGACAAAACUAAAAAAUGUUUUCAUCCAAAUAUGUUCAGAUGAAACAAAAAUGUAGUCGGCACCCAAGUCUAUCAGCUAAAACCAUAAUAUUAAAAAAAUUGUGAUAACUUUCUGCACAAUCUUAUAAUUAAUUCCAGACCCAGGAACCCUCGAUUAUUGGUGCCAGGUAGCUGCAAAGACUUACUAGUCUUGCCUUGAUGACAACCAUCCUGUUGACCCCCUGAUAUUUUGAAACAUUACACAUGACGGUAAUGGUCCUUGUUUAAAAUCUCAUAUAUAUUGCUUUGCGUCAAUGAUCCAAAUGAAAGGGAACACCUUUUAUAGUUAACUUAAAGAUUUUAAUUCAAAAUAAAAACAUUCCCUAUAUCGUUACUGUUGAAUGAUAUACUUUCAAGAAAUGAGGUCUGGUGGGCUGAUGUACUAUUACCUAGGCUCUUCUGAAUAUUAAGUGGUGUGAAAUUAGGACAAAAGGGAAUGUGCAAAUGAAACAGUGGGAGUCAUCGAAAAAAUAUAGCAGUAAGCAAAGAGGAACAACAAGCCUAAAUACAAUGUAUGUCUCAUUAACAGAUACCACUGUGAGCCAUUCAACCAAGUCUGCCAAAGUGCAACAGAAGUACCAUCCUAUGGGCAACAUUGACCCACAUUUAUUUUGUAGUUUGUGAAUAUUUAUGCUUGAUGGAAGCAGGAUCUCUCAUAGAAUGAUGCUUACUGGAAGUGGGUCCUCAAAUGGAAAGAUGCCUAAUUGCAGCAGGAUCUUUUGUUGAAUGAUACUUACUGAAAGCAGGACCUCUCAUGGGAUGAUGCUUAUUAAAAGCAAGCUCUCUCAUGGAAUGGUGCUUACUGGGAGUGGAACCGCUAAUGAUAUUAUGUUUACUGAAAACAGGUUAUUAAUUCUCCUUUGUUUUCUUUAUUGGAUUAAAUAAUUACAUUGUUUAUAACACUAAGUUUGGCUGUACCUUUAUCGGGGCCAAUAUGAUUAUUAGACAAAGCAUACCUUUUAAUGGGCUAUUGUUAAAAUGCCCCAGAUAUGCUCAGUGCAUCUUCUGUACCUCUGCUUAGUGUGUCUAUUUAUAAUUAAAACAUUUACAAAAUAAGAAUGUAAAGUAACAAACACCAGUACAAUAUUAAAUAGUCACUCACUAACAUAUAGUUAUUGUUAUAUACUGUAGUUAGUAAAACUGAUACUAAUAUUUUGAAUGGAUAAUUCAAAUAGACAAAGGGUCUAGGGUUUGGUGCCUAUAGAAGAGAUUCCUCAUGGAUUAGCCGCUGAUGCAGGGCAUGCUUAAAAGAGCCACGUGUUUAAACAACUGUACCAGUAGCUAGAGCUUGCCAACUAGCUUCAUUCAUAGUUCUCAUAUUAAUGGAAAAUCAUGUAUAUGACAGCUGUGCACGUUCAACACUUUCCUCGGGUCUCCCACGCUGUUCGCAUUGUUUUCAAUGCGUUAUUGAUUCGUGUAUAUAGACGAGAACGGGCUAUUCACAGGUUUUUCCCGUUCGCGCCUAUUACUCUGCAUAGGCAUUCGGUAGUUUGUGCAUGAACUGGCCGUUCGCAGCUGCCCGUUCGCAGGGUCCAUUCGCGGGAUUCUCCAUUUGUUUCCCGCAUACGCAUUUCGCUGGCUUUUUAGCACCAUUUUAGCCUCGGCUCUCACGAGACCCGUUGCGGCCAUCUUGUUGGUGUGUUAGAUGCGGUGAUUGCUGCCAUCAAUAAUAGGCUCUCCCUGAUUUUUUUGCUGUCAAUCUGUGCUGUGCAUGCUGUCAGGGACCUGGUCAGGUUGGUGUCAUACCCCUAGGGAGUGGGACUGCCAGUCAGGUUUACCCUAGUAUUCUGGAAAGGGGUGAGCCCCCUUUUGGUUAGUACCCAGAGUGCUGCUGAAUGGAAUCUGUAUUUGCAGUUCCAAUUUUCCUGGGUGAGCCCCAGUGAUCAUAAUAAGAGUCUGCUUAUUACCCCACGCCAUUAGGCUGUGAGUGAGUAAAGGCCUGCAUACAUCCCUCCCGACCUGUCCCUAUACCUCUCAUACCUGUGUCUGUUAGCAGCAGUAUUCAUACCCAUAUAUCAUGGAAGACACCCAAAACCCCAUGGAUCUGAAGGCGGUGGCCGCAUCUCUGGAAAAAGCUAUAGCCAAAGUAUUCCCAACGGCCUCUGAUCCUGUCAAGCCGGCCCCAAAGUGCUUCCAAGCCAGAGACGACUCAGACGAGUCAUAUGAUGCCUCCAGAGAGAGAGCACACCUGGCAAAACGCCAUUGGAAGGGUGAGGGCUCAAGGAAGGUCCCUGAUAAGCGCAAUAAGCGCCCAACAAUGACCACCCCUCCUCCUAUUCCAGAUGAUUCCUCGGAUGUGGAAAGAGAGGUACACAAUUGGGGCUCCAACGUCUAAGUCAGGGAGACCUUUCUGAGUGAGCCCCAGAGUAAGGAGGAUGCAGGGACAACAGAGACAUCCACUGUACAUUACCAGGAGGUUUUCCUGGACACUACGUGGCAGAGGAUGUUCAACCCCAGGAAAAUCAGGCAUCCCUGCUCUGGGGAGCAGACUCCACCAGAACACCUCAUUAAGUUUAUACACUUUUGGAUUCGGAAACCCCUGGACAAAAGCAUCCACAAGAGGAUGAGGACCGAAUGCUCCAUACCAUUGUUGCAUUUACGCCUGAGCUUGACCAACUCAUGCUGGCAUUAUGACACAUGGAGGUCGAGACCCUCGCAGAGGGGUUCGAAAGGGGCUUCCAGGGUGCACAGGAUAAACUCCUAGACAUGAUGGGGCCUCUGGCCCGUGUUAUGUACCUGGCGGAUGAUGCAGACUCUUUCGAUGCGGAUAUGGUGCGCAAGUGGGAGCAUGACAUCAGAGAGUGGACCCAAAGAGGGUUUUGUUUUGUCCCCCCCAUGUGACAUCAAAAUGCCCCACCCAUAUUAUCUGCCAGAUGAACUAACGCCAGUGCUGCACACAGUGUGUGUUUACAUUAAAAAGCAUGCAGUGGUUCUGGGGACUAUAGUGUCCCUUUAGUGUGAGGUAGAUUAGAGAUUAGUGUCACUAAUAAUAUACUAGAUUGCCUACUUACAACCAGAUGAGGAUUGUGAUGUGCUCUGGCUACAGUUUGGCUUCACUGGUCUGGUGUAGAACAGGAUCUCUGGAGGCUGUUUGUAACUGUGGUCACAAAAUGUUCUGGGAGAAUGGGAAGCAGCUCCAUUUUUGGGGCCCCUUACACAGCUCAAGGUCUGGGCCCCAGGGCCUGACGGCAAGUAUGCCCAUACGGCCCACUCAUAAGUCCACCUACAUGUUCCACCCAUGAGUUCGCUCACAGGGAAUGGAGUGUGUAGGAGAUGUGUUAUGUGUUAUCGUAGAGGAUCUAAUGUGUGCGCUUAUGGAAUGUAGUGUAUAGGGAUACCAGUUUGUGUAGGUGAUGCAGUGUGUUUGUGUGUAGUAGAAGCAGUGUGUGUUUGUGUAAGGGAUAGAAAGCAGUGUGUGUUUGUGUAUAAGGGAUGUAUUGUGUGUUUCUGGCUUUGUGUAAGGGAUGCCUUGUGUGUCUCUGUGUAUGUGUGCAAAGGAUGCAUUGUCUUUAUGUUUAAGGGCUGCAUUGUGUGUUUCUCUGUGUGUAGGGAUGCAUUGUGUGUUUCUGUGUAUGUAUAGGGAUGCAUUGUGUGCCUGCGUAGUGUGAAAGAGCUCCCUGCCCUGCCCCCUGUCCUAUAGUACUCUCCCUUCCAUCCCUUAGAGCUCUCCUCUGCCCAUUAGAGGUCUGUCCUCUCCUCCCCUGUCCCUUAGUGGUCUCAACUCUCCUCCCCUCUCUUUGUGGUCUCUCCUUUUCUCCCUGACUUUCCAUUAGUGGUCUCUCCUCUACCCCCCUUCCAUUAGUUGUCUCUUUUCACCCCCCCUCCCCUAGUGGUCUCUGCUCUCCCCCCACCCUCCCUUAGUGGUCUCUCCUCACCCACCCUCCCCUAGGGGUCUCUUCUCACCCUUCCCUUAGUGGUCUCUCCUCCACCACCCCUCCUCCCUUAGUGGUCUCUGUUCUUCCCCCACCACCUUCCUUAGUGGUCUCCCUCACCCCAGUGUUCUCUCCUCACCCCUCCCUUUCUCCUCACCUCCCCCCCCUCCCUGUGUUCUCCUCCCCUUGUUUGUUCUCCUCACCCCCUUGUUUGUUCUCCUCCACCUCCCCCCUGUUUGUUUCCUCACCUCCCCUUCCCUGUGUAGCAUACACAGGGAAGGGGAGGUGAGUGGCAGUGCUGCAGCCGCCUGAGGCCCUCUAUAGAGCGCUCAGGCGGCUGCAGCAUUAGAAUGGCCAGCAAAGAGGGCGCCCAUUGGCCCAUUAUAGGAAGCGUCAGCCCUGUCCGCGAAUUACGCACGAAAGGUGCAAUCUAGCCCACAUACGGACCAGAGGGUUUCUUCAGCAACAUGUUCCUCAUUCACAAGAAAACUGGCAAAUUCAGAGAUCAGUGAUCAAUCUAAUGGAUCUAAACUUACACGUUAUAUACCGUCACUUCAAGAUGGAGGGAAUCCAUCUCCUCCAGGACCUCCUACAAGAAGGGGACUGGUUUAUGCAUCUGGACCUCAAAGACGCAUACCUGGCAGUCCCAAUCCAUGAAGACAGUUGUUCUUUCUAUCAGUUCCUAUGGCAGGGCAUCCUCUGGCAGUUCACUUGCCUCCCUUUCUGUCUCAGCUCUGCACCAUGGUGUUUCACAAAGAUGCUAAAUCCAGUAGUGGCCCACCUCAGAACACGAGGGAUCCAAUGCAUUAUAUACUUGGAAGACAUCCUCCUGUUCUGCAGGAAGAGCAACCUCCUAUUACAACAUACCGGAUAUACGGUAUUCUUGUUGGAAUCUCUGGGAUUCAUAGUCCACAGGGCCAAGGCUGCACUUAUUCCCACUCAGACUAUUCAAUUUCUGGGCUUCGAAAUAGACUCUCGGUCCUGCACGCUUCACCUGCUGUCUUCAAAAGUGAUGGCCAUUCAGAAGUAGAUCCGCAAGGUCCUCAAACGCUACUCCAUCCUGCUCAGACAACUCGCCCGGAUAGUUGGCCUGCUAUCCUCCUGAAUCCAGGGCAUAUUCCCAGGCCCACUGCAAUGGCUGAAAGUCCGCUUCCUCAAAAAAGACCCGACAUACAACCAACUGGUUCCGCUGACAAAAAGAAUGCUGGCUCAAUUGCAUGCAAACAUGGAAUGGUCGAGUCAUCUUUGGCAGCCAACCAGACUUCAUACUGGAGUCGGACGCCAGCAGGUGGGGAUGGGGAGCAACCGAUGGGGGCGCAUCCACGGGAGGUGCAUGGACAACCCAGGAGCUCAAGAUGCACCACAACUGCUUGGAAUUAUUGCUUGGAAUUAUUGGCCGGAUCCUUCGCCAUUCGCAGCCUGGCAAAGGGGCAAUCCAGCUGCUGUAUUCUCGUCCGGAUGGAUCGUCUCUCUGCUGUACAUUACAUCAACCACCUGGGAGGUACAAGACCCCCUGAUCUGCCAACUGCUACGAGGCAUCAAACUUAGGCAGCCUCCAACUCCCAAAUAUCAACAUCUGUGGGAUGUGGACGUAGUGCUUUGGUUCUUGAGAGGAUGGCCAUCCAACAAACUCCUAUACCUAUAACAAUUGACGGCCAAAUUUACAUCUCUACUGUGCCUCGUCUCGUUCCGACGAGUCUCAGAUGUGCGUCCUUUUUGGUCACUCCGGAGGGAGUCACGUUCCGUAUUUCCCGACGGACUAAAUCGGAUUCAUUGUUGGUCUUCUACCCGUUUUUUGCCUCGGACCCCGAAUUAUGAGUGGUAUCAGCAUUGCAGGCAUAUGUGAAGGCGACGGAGAAGUUGCUCACGGCAUCAUCCCAACAUCUGCUGGUUUCAUAUGUCAGUCUUCACGGUCUGGUUUCAGUCACCACUCUGUGCAGAUGGAUUAGAUGGCCACUUACGUUGCCUGGGAUAGACCCAACUUUUGGUGCCCACUCUGUUCGCGGAGCCGCAGCAUCGUCGGCUUUUAUGGCAGGCACGUCACUUUCAGACAUCUUACAAGUGGCAGACUGGUCUCAUGAAUCCAUGUUUAGGACAUUCUUUAACCGACUGUCGUCUAACGCCACAUUUUCUCUUCUUACUAAGCAUUUAAAUCGCAAAAUAUGAAGCCUCUUCUCAUGUGGUAAAAUUAAUUAUUAUGCUAGCGAAGUGUAUAAAUAAUCUUAAUUUUAGUAAUGACAGGAGGCGAGUAUUCUCCCCACCUUUUUGUAUGUUGUUCAUCCCACCCUGAUCACAGGAUAUUGGGGGUUUGUAGUACCUUAUGUGUAUACAUUAUAGGUUUGUGAGAAAUUCGCAUAUAGAGAAAUUUCAUUCUGUCAUGGGUAUAUUACUCUAGUAUGUUAACUUCGGAUAAUGUUAGAUCUCUGUCAGGUACAUUGACAUCUAAUUAGCUCACUGUACUAUAUUCAUACGGUCGAUUCUGUAUCACUGAACCUAGUUUAUUUUCUUUCAGCGUAACCCGUCUAUGGGAGGAAUUUGUUUCCAUUAUCACAUUCAAGGCUGAAGUUGGAUUUUGUACAAAGUUUCUCGUUUAGUUCUGAUGUUGCAUGUGUCAGGAGGAAGUGAUGCGGAUAUGCUUUCACUUAUAUACACUCUGACUGUGUUCUGAUUGGUUCUUUAUUUUACCUGUUUUUUUUUCUUUGCUGCUAUGAAGUUAGUAAAGAAAGUUAAUGCAAAUUACUCGCCUCCUGUCAUUACAAAAAUUACGUUUAUUAAUACACUAUGCUAGUAUAAUCUUCAAUUUUCAUCUUACUCAUUUACUUACUUUGUACCCACACAUAUUAUAUACCGUUUUUCUCGCCAUUAUAUAGUCUUUCUAAAGAUACCAUUGUUUUGUAUCAUAUGAUAUAAUUUACUAUAAUUUUUUUUAUAAAAUAUGAUGGAAAAAAAAAACACUUUUUCUAACUUUGACCCUCAAAAUCUGUUAUGCAUCUACAACUGCUAAAAUAUACCCAUGCUAAAUAGUUUCUAAAUGUUGUCCUGAGUUUAGAAAUAGCCAAUGUUAACAUGUUCUUAGCUUUUUUUGGAAAGUUAUAGGGCAAUAAGUAAAAGUAGCCCUUUUCUGUUUCCAAAUCAUUUUUUUUUUUCCAAAUUAACGCGUUACAUUGUAACACUGAUAUCUGUCAGAAAUCUCUGAAUAACAUGUAUAUAUUUGUAAAAGAAGACAAGCUAAGGUAUUAAACUUGGGGUAUUUUAACUAUUUUCAUGCAACCAUUUUACCACCAAUCUAUGCCAAAUUUUAAAAAAUUUUUAAAAAAUUAUUGGUGAUUUUUUUGACACACAUAGCAAUUUAAGAAUACAUGUACUGAGAACUUUAAAGGUUACUGCCAAGGAACACCCCAAUAUGUGUUCAGCAACAUCUCCUGAGUACAGUGAUACCACCCGUGUAUACGUGUGUAGAGUUCUCUGAGGGCUAAAAUACCUUAUUUGGAGGGUGGGCAUUCCAGUUUUCCAACUUGGAAUUUUCACAGCUGGUCAUCAUGCACCCAUGUCCUAUUUGGGACAUUUAUGAAGCCGGCCAAUGUAAUUUACCCCCAUCAAACCAUAUAUUUUUGAAAAGUAGACACACCAGGGUAUUUCAAAUGGUGGUAUGUUAAAAAAAAAAUCCAUGCACUAGUUCUACCACCAGUCUUUGUCAAAAUUUUGGGUAGUUAUUCUUUUGUGUUAUUUUUCUCUCAUAUUGUACUUUGGACAUGGAUUCUCAGUACCUGUUAUAUGUUACUGACAAAGAACACCCCAAUAUGUGUUCAGCAACAUCUCCUGAGUACAACAGUGCCCACAAUAUAUAGGUUUUAUGGGUUUUUGCAAAUGUACAGGGGUCAAAUGUAUGGCUUUCCCAUUUUCCAUGUUUGCACAUUGAAAUUUGCCAUAUUGGUUUGCUGGGCUUAUGUUGCCUUUGAGACCGUAUGGCAGCCCAGGAAUGAAAAUGAACCCCAUGAUGGCAUACCAUUUGUAAAAGUAGGUAUUCAAAAUGGGGCAUGUCUUUUUUAGUAGCCACUUUGUCACAACCCCUGGCCAAAAUUAAUGUUCAUAUUUGUUUUUUGCAUUUUAUUACACAGAAACUGCACUUUUACUGGUGAUUUCAUCAUCAUGAUAUGUUUUACUGUUUUAAAUACAAAUAUUUGUGUUCAACGAAGUCUCCCGAGUAUAACAAUAACCCCCCAUGUACAGGUUUUAUGGUGUUUUGAAAAGUUACAGGGUCAAUAUAGGGCUUGCCCAAUUCAGUUUGCCAGAUUGUUUUGCUGGGUCUAUGUUGCCUUUUGAGACCAUAUGGUAGCCCAGGAAUGUGAAUUAACCUCAUCAUGGCAUACCAUUUUCAAAUUUAGACUACCCAGGGUAUUCAAAAUGGGGUAUUUCCAGUCUUUUGUAGUAGCCACUUAGUCAAAACCGCUGGCCAAAGUUAGCGUUUUUAUAAAAAAAAAUUUAAUUUUUUUUAAACCAAAAACUGCACUUUGACUGGUGAUAUUAUCGUCGUAAUAAGUUUUACUUUUUAAAACACUGAUAUUUGUGCUCAGCAAAGUCUUCCGAGUAUAACAAUACCCCCCAUGUAAAUGUUUUAUGAUGUUUUGGAAAGUUGCAGGGUUAAAUAUAGGGCUUGCCAAUUAAAUUCUCUGGAUUGUCUGCCUGGGUUGUCAGGCAGGUCCCUCAAAUUAUAAUUAAUAAAAUUAAAUAAUUAUGUACAGUAAUACCCUGAAAAUCCAAGCUUCUGAAUCUGCAGCUACACAAAUUCACGUAUUUUUUUUCCUCGGGUCCAGCAGUUGUAACCGUGACCCCUGCGAGGAAGUGAGGUCACACGCGGUGACAUCGCUUCCUCCCAGCGCUCUUUGCAGACGGCCGCGGGGGAGGAAAGAGAGAGGAGCUCCCAGGACCAGGUAAGUGCAUGGUAUGGGGUAGGGGCGUGAAAUCUUUAUCAUGGACUCACCACUAGUGAUUCCCUGAUAAAGAUUUCACCCCCUAUUAAAGUUAUUUUCUCUCCCGGGCAGUAAUAUUAUUGUCCGUUCAAAAUUUGCGCAUUUUCAAAAUUUGCGGGGAGGUCUUGGAACGUAUCCCCUGUAAAUUUCGGGGUGUCACUAUAGUAAAUAGAUAAAUAUAUAGAAUAUAUAUAGAUAGCUAGAUAGAUAGAUACGUGUGUGUAUGUGUGUUUAUAUAUAUAUAUAUAUAUAUAUACACACACACACGCUUUUAUUUUAUAUAUAUAUAUAUAUAUAUAUAAUAUAUUAUAAAAUAAUUAAAGCAUUUUAUAAUAUAUUAUACAUAUAUAAUGCAUAUAUGUGAUUACAUUGUAAGUGUAUUUUGAGAUAUGUGUAUAUAUCUCAAAGUACACUUAUAAUGCAAUCAUAUAUAUGCAUUAUAUAUGUGUAAUAUAUUAUAAAAUGCUUUAAUUAUUUUAUAAUAUAUUAUACAUAUAUAAUAUGUGUAUAAUAUAUAAAUUUUAUUAUUUUUUUUAAUUUAUUUUUUACUUUUAGGUGUCAGGGGGACUGCCUGGCAGCUCAGACAGUCCCCCUGCUGGCAAUGUGAUCAUGGUGACCACAUGGCCCUGGAGGGCCACUGUCGAUGGAAAUGCUGCAGGGGGACUGCUGGGGUCUCGGGCAGUACCCCAGACCGGGAUCACCGAUCCAGGUAAGUCCAGGGGUGAUUUUUGCUGCGGACGUACUGGGUAUGUCUGCGGUCGUUAACGGACAUUUUUUGUCGGACGUACCCAGUACGUCCGCGGUUGGGAAGGGGAUAAACAUAACAACUGGAGAAGUUCCACUACUUACAUGUGUAUUUACUGUCAAAAUAAACCCCUUGUGCAGUUCCUAAAACAACACUUUUACCUGGAAAAUGAUGUAUACUACCCACACAUACCUGUAAGGAAGAUAUUUAGGCCUUAAAGGGACACUAUACACAUCAUUACCAUUUCAUCUCAUUGAAUUGGUUAUAGGGCCAGGAAUCAUCUGGUGCUGUGUCUUCACUCAGUGUUAAACCAUUUCUGAGCAAUUUAACACUAAAGCCCUGCCCUAACUGUAAGCACCUAACCGAGGCAGCCAUAUUACCAUGAAUUCCAGCAAUGGGUGCUCUGAUAAGUGGAAAUCAGUCAGAUGACACUCACAGCCAACCAGAGCUGCCCGUUGCUGCUUAGACUGAUGUUUCUUCCAAACCCAAGCAGCAUAAUUGCAGGGUAAUCAAAUAAGGUGUUACUAAAACAGCUGGCGCUCUCUAGGGCUAAAUAUAUUGAGUACUUUAAAACAAGAUCGGGCUUUAUUUACCGAUUUAGAACAAGGCAUUGCCAGUGGAAAUCUGUAUCAAUUGUCAAGUUUAACUUGGAGUGAGCAAAUGCACUUAAUGAUCUCAUGCCACAUGGAUACAUAUAAGGAGGGGGGGGCUACCAUCUGCAGGGAUUUCCCCAAAUGCAGGUAUAAUGUGAAUGGGUUCAAGCAUAGGGGCUCCAGGUUGUUGUAGGAGCAGGGAGUUUAUUGGAAGGGGGAGGCAGUUCAUCCAUUUGAAAGAGAUGGAGAUAAUGAGAAUCACUGACGGGCAGUGAUCCUUAAAGAGCGAAGUUCAAAUUGAAGAGAGAGAGAGAGAAAAAGGGAAAGACAAGCAGAACGAUAGAGACAGUGAAGGCUACAAGUCUAGGAAGAGGCUACAAAGACAUAGAAAGACUUGAAAAAGUAGAGCUACAGAUCAAGUACAGCGGCUCGUGCUUGGAUAGACAACCAACGGUAGACUGUCCCGAGUGAUGUUCCAUCCUACGAGCUGACAUUAUCUCGGUGACACCCAAACUUCAGAGAGGGAGCUGGUGAGUACUUGUGAAACAGGGUAUGGAUAACAAGUAAAGCAGGUGCACACAAGAGUUGGAACGGCUGGGAAGAAUAGUGGAAAAUGUGUUAAUUAAUAGGCAAAUACGAAGGGAGUGGAUAUAAGAGCUUUACUUUCUCUUCUGAUAAUAAUAAUCUUUCUAUCUUUCUUUAUAAUUCACGGUCUGUUUCCUUUUUACGGUUUGCAUAAGACGGAAAGGGUUUCCAAUUACUUCUUAGUGUUAAACAAUGCAUUUCAGUAAUUUAAUUUGUCCUCCAAAUCAAUCUAUUACCUGGUGUUACCCCCUGUCCUUAAAUGGGUUAAAUGGUUUAACCCCUUAAGGACCAAACUUCUGGAAUAAAAGGGAAUCAUGACAUGUCACACAUGUCAUGUGUCCUUAAGGGGUUAAGGUGUAGUUAUCACGAUCGCCUCUCGCUAUCCUGUCCAAGAUAUGCAAGUUAUAUACUAAUGUGAGAAUUCAUAGUGAAUUUCAAAGGGAACUUCAUAUUUAAAUCUGGAAUAGCCAAAAGGUAGCAGUGAAUGUUUCAAUUUUGGCUAUUAUGACCUUCAAUUUGAAAUCAGGAAACAUUAUAUUAUGUAUAGUUCAGUUUUAUAGAGAAAUUUCCUCCUGUUGAGCAUAUUAACAUUAUUCUGUUAUAAUACUCUUCAAUUUAUAGUUAGAUAUAAUGCAACUAAAAUACAAAUAUAUAUAAUCUGCAUAAUGUUCUUUCAUAUUCCCUGCAUGUUUAAGUCUGACAUACAGUUUCAGAAUAUAUUAAGCAUUAAGGGCUCCAUAAUGUGAGAAGGGGAAUUACAGGGAGGAGUGGGGGUCCGUGGGGACCUGAUUCACCCACUUAGAGAUAGGACUUUACAUAAAAUAAUAUGACCAGAGAUAUUGUGUCGCUCCAGAUUUUCACAGUUUAGUAAAUCUCCCUUUGAGUGACUACGCAAGCUCUCAAUACAUCAAUGACGUUGGUGUUUUUCAUGUGUGUUUGAAGCUCAGUAUCGUGUGUCAGUGCUGAGAUGUUGUGAUAGAAAACGUUUGCAUAAGCAAAGCCACCAUAUGGCAAAAUAAAUAUAUGCAUGUCAUACAGAAGUUAUAUCUUCUGCCAUGUUUUACAUGAAAGGUUUUAACUUUUCUAAGAUUUGCUUGAUACACUGCGAUAUAAAGACAACGCUCGUGCAUCAAGCAUGUGGAAUCGAUAUCUUCACCUGUGGCUAAUAAACAGAUAGCAACAAGGUUUCUGUAUCAAGUAUAUCAUAUCUCCCAAUUGUCCCUAUUUAGAAAGGACAGUCCCUAUUAUGUGUCCAAAUCCCUCUGCCCCUCUUUUCUAGGAGCUCCAUAUUGUUGGUGUGUCUGAGUGUAUAACAGAGCUCCACAACAAUAAAGCUCACCGUAGUGUCUUUAAACGACAAUAAAUGUGUUUAGAAAUAAGAUACAUUGUUGUUGUUCUAAAUUGCAUUUUAGUUGCGUAAAUUGUUAUUAGUAAGCCACCUAAACCUGGCCACACCCCCACUGACACCCCUAAAAUUAAAGUGCCCCUCGUUGUCCUUUUGAAAUGUUGGAAGGUACGAGUACAGUAUCAAAUUUAUGCAAAGUGUCAAAUGGUUUUUGUGAUCAAUAAAAUGAGGAUCCGAUGCCAAGGUCAAUUCUACACAUUUCCUUGUUUAGUAAAUUUCUCUGUAAAUAUGCUGAGUAAUUUGAGGUUUUAUUGUAGAAAAUCAUACCAGAAAAGGAUUAUACGUCUCUUUAUUGAGGCAAAAUUAUAAAUGGGGCAAGAUAGACAUCUUCGAAUAUGUUAGGGGGGGGGGGAAAUAGGAAGGGAGCAGCAUUUUCAGUACACACAGGGAUGUAUUUACCACAAGGCAAACAAGGCAUUUGCCUAGGGCAGCACUUUCAGGAGGGGCGCCAAAAAAUGCCACCCCAAGCUCCCAGACAAAUGCCUUGUUUGCCUCAUGUUCUGGGGCUGUCCACCUUACUGUGAGUGAGUGAGUGUAGCUGUCAGUAUGUGUCUGUGAGUGAGAAUGGGUGUGCCUGUGAGUGUGUGUCAGUGUGUGUAUGUAAUUUUAUGUGUAUCUGAGAGUGUGUGCCUGUCAGUGUGUGUCUGUCAGUGAAAGUAUGUGUUGGUUAAACAGUGUGUGCCAAUGACUGUAUUUGUGUGCCAAUGACAGUGUAUCUGUCAGUGAGUGUAUAUCAGUGCAGGUAUCAAUGAGGGCAUGUGUCUGUCAAUCAAAAAAAAAGGCCUUGACAAGAAUUGGGGGGGGGGGGGCAAAUUUAGAUUUUGGGAUGCCCGAAUUUAGUUGUGCCUAGGGCAGCACAAAUCCAAAAUACACCAAUGAGUACACAGACAUAUAUUGGAAUGAGGGGACAUGAUUAGAAGUUUUAGGGAGAAUAUGAGAAAAUACUAAUUUUAAAAAAAGGUAGUGGAUACAUGGAAUAGCCUUUCAGUGAAGGAGUUUUUGGUAGGUGUAUAAGACUAGCAUGAUAAUCCCAAAAAAAAAAUCAACCUGAGAUUUGUAAAUGAGCAAAAACGGAUUCCGAUUUGAUAUGUUAAUCUUUGUAGUUCAUCAAUGUCUGCGCAUUGCCUGAUUAAACAACAUGCUGUAUAUUAGCAAUCUAAUUACAUGCUGUGCAGGCAGAAACCAAUAACCCAAUGUGUUGUGUGCAUGUCGGCUUGAAUAACCAACAGGCUGAGUAUGUGCAGGUGCCUGUACCAUACCAAUUAAUCAAUGUUGUACAUACACGCAAGAUGCAGUGAAUGCGCAGCUGGUUAAUCUGUGCCCAGCACUCGUUUUGUUAGUUUAGCAUCGCACGCGCAAGUGACCUUCACUUCACCCCCCCAGUAGGCCUAAACGUUGGGAGCUAUGUUUUAUGAGGCUUAUCAUCAACUAGGAAAACAUUUUAGAUGCUUUCACAGAAAAGGACACAUAACCUUAUCCCCAUUUUGCAUUUCCAUUUCCUACAACGUACUGGAAGCUCCGACUUAGCUAGUGACUUAUUCCAGUAAUUCAUUUCUGGACUUUGAGAACUGGAUUCCAAAGGGUAAAAUAAAUAAAUAAAUAAAAACGCACAAUAACAACAGAAAAGAGAUGCAUAAUACAAGGGGGUUAUUCAAUAAACUGCAAAAUGCAAUGAAUUGAAUAAGACAGCCUAACCGUGACUAUAGCCAACUUUAAAAAACAUUUCCAAAUCAGCACUUUUUGUCUAAAUUUUGCAAUUUGGUUUGCAAAUCCUUGUUGGCAUGGCAGUCUUUAUCACCUUUCACUAGAUGCUGUCAGGAACAGAUAUUAGGUCAGUGGUGCCCCCCCAAAAAAUUGAAAACAAAUUUACUGCAUGUAAUUAUGCUAUGCAUUAUAUGUUACAUUUGUGUGAUGUGUGUAUAUUGUGUACAUUUCAAGCUGUCUGUGUGUGAUGUGUGUGCAUUUCAUGCUGCCUGUGUGUGAUGUGUGUAUAUUGUGUACAUUUCAAGCUGUCUGUGUGUGAUGUGUGUAUCUGUGUGCAUUUCAUGCUGCCUGUGUGUGAUGUGUGUAUCUGUGUGCAUUUCAUGCUGCCUGUGUGUGAUGUGUGUAUAUUGUGUAUUUCAUGCUGCCUGUGUGUGAUGUGUGUAUCUGUGUGCAUUUCAUGCUGCCUGUGUGUGAUGUGUGUAUCUGUGUGCAUUUCAUGCUGCCUGUGUGUGAUGUGUGUAUAUUGUGUAUUUCAUGCUGCCUGUGUGUGAUGUGUGUAUCUGUGUGCAUUUCAUGCUGCCUGUGUGUGAUGUGUGUAUCUGUGUGCAUUUCAUGCUGCCUGUGUGUGAUGUGUGUAUAUUGUGUACAUUUCAAGCUGUCUGUGUGUGAUGUGUGUAUCUGUGUGCAUUUCAUGCUGCCUGUGUGUGAUGUGUGUAUCUGUGUGCAUUUCAUGCUGCCUGUGUGUGAUGUGUGUAUAUUGUGUAUUUCAUGCUGCCUGUGUGUGAUGUGUGUAUCUGUGUGCAUUUCAUGCUGCCUGUGUGUGAUGUGUGUAUCUGUGUGCAUUUCAUGCUGCCUGUGUGUGGCGUGCGUAUCUGUGUGCAUUUUAUGCUGCCUGUGUGUGAUGUGUGUAUCUGUGUGCAUUUCAUGCUGUCUGUGAGAGAUGUGUGUAUCUCCGUGCAUUUCAUGCUGUCUGUGUGUAUGUUAUGCUGUCUGUGUGUGAUGUGUGUAUCUGUGUACAUUUCAUGCUGUCUGUGUGUGAUGUGUGUAUCUGUGUACAUUUCAUGCUGUCUAUGUGUGAUGUAUCUGUGUGUAUGUUAUGCUGUCUCUGUGUGAUGUGUGUAUCUGUGUGCAUUUCAAGCUGUCUGUGUGUGAUGUGUGUAUCUGUGUGCAUUUCAUGCUGCCUGUGUGUGAUGUGUGUAUCUGUGUGCAUUUCAUGCUGCCUGUGUGUGAUGUGUGUAUCUGUGUGCAUUUCAUGCUGCCUGUGUGUGAUCUGUGUAUAUGUGUAUUUCAUCCUGCCUGUGUGUGAUGUGCAUACCUGUGUGCAUGUUAUGGUGCCUGUGUGUGAUGUGCGUAUCUUUGUGCAUUUCAAGCUGUCUGUGUGUGAUGUGUGUAUCUGUGUACAUGUCAUGCUGUCUGUGUGUGAUGUGUGUAUCUGUGUGCAUGUUAUGCUUCCUGUGUGUGAUGUGUGUACAUUUCAUGCUGUCUCUGUGUGAUGUGCAUAUAUGUGUACAUUUUAUGCUGCCUGUGUGUAAUGUAGGUAUCCCCAUGCAGUUGGUGCAGACUGUGCAUGACUUGUAUAUCUUUGUGCAUUUCAAGCUGUCUGUGUGUGAUGUGUGUAUCUGUGUACAUGUCAUGCUGUCUGUGUGUGAUGUGUGUAUCUGUGUGCAUGUUAUGCUUCCUGUGUGUGAUGUGUGUACAUUUCAUGCUGUCUCUGUGUGAUGUGCAUAUAUGUGUACAUUUUAUGCUGCCUGUGUGUAAUGUAGGUAUCCCCAUGCAGUUGGUGCAGACUGUGCAUGACUUGUAUAUCUUUGUGCAUUUCAAGCUGUCUGUGUGUGAUGUGUGUCUCUGUGUGCAGUAGUUGCAACCUAAUAGGUAUUGCUUUACUGGAAAUGGGGGGGGCUUCAGGGGUCACACAGGCCAUGACUGCGUUACUCAUUAAGAGAAAUUAAUGAGGUGGAAAUGCUGAGUCUGGAAGUACUGGAAGAGUGUUAACAGGAGGCAAAUAUCUGUUUAUCGCACUGUGCAGGGUGCACGAGUGCAAACUAUUCUUAUAAAAAAUUAUAUUCUUAAUUAUGAAACACACAAAAAGCAUUUUUAAAAAAUAGAGUAAGCGUUACAAACCAAAUUCCACUUAUUGUCACAGAGACAAUGGUAGUUAUCUUUUUGUUUGUUUGUUAUUUCUUUAUAAAGCACAGUUCUGGUGAAAAUAUCUAAAAAUGACCAAUUGCCAUGGAAAUCAGUGGCAUGUCCCUGCUUUGUGAUGAGUGAGCUACAUUCACAGAUUGUUCAAAAAUGGUUCUUAAUGCAUCAAGUCCAAUAUGUAGAUGGACAGCACCAUAGUUUGCCAGAUAUUCAAUGUGUUUGUUUAACGCAUCCCAUUUUAUUGGUCGUAAACUAUUUCAUUAAUAUUAUUUAUUUUUUUAAUUCUUUAUUUUUGCUUGCUGCAAACCCACAAUAGGUUUACCAUAUGCAUAAUAGCAUAUAUUAACAGAUUUCAACAAUGAUUAUACAAUGCAUGUGUCAGAGCUUAGCACAAAUUUUUCUUUUAGUUAUAACAAGCAGAUAAUCCUAGGUGGUGAGUAAGGUCUAGAAUAUGUGUAGCUAACGUAGGAGAUUGUGGUUUUGUUACCUGGGCCGUGGGUCGGUUGCGGAGGUCUGGCCCAGUGUGAGUGUUAUCAGCGGGCUGGUCAUGGUUCUGGUUCCUUGCUUGGGUCAGUAUGGCUUUGGUAGAGGUUGCAAUGCUGGUUGUUGAGUUCUGUGAGUAAGUCUUCAAUAUGCUCUACCUCUCGGUAAAGAUGUAGUUGGCUUGAGCUCAAUAGAGACUACUCAUGAGGGGUGGUAGCCCUAACCUAGGGGCUGUCGGGGGGGUGUGUUCUGUCUUGCGCCGUGAUACGUGUUCUGUGGACGCAGUAUUGUGUGUCAGCGCCUUCUUUAGCAGGCUCUUAUAGUAAGCAUUAAACUAGUGUCGUAACAUUAACAAGUAUUCGUGUGCAGUAAAUGGUAUAUAGGCAUUUUAUAACAUGAACAUUUUGUAUCGCCUUUGAACAGGCAGGGGUAGGAGACUUCUCCCCCCCUACCAGUCAGGUGGCCUGUGUGUCCAGUCUCUGCCUUCUUGGAAUGAAUAUUUCCGCGGUUGCUGGGUUCCAGGCUUGAGCGGUGUUUUGGUCGGGUUUGUUCGGUAGGCCCAGCUUUGUUAGAAGUGCGGGUGCUUCAGUCCCUUUGUGGGUGACUAGUAAGGAGCGUGGGUUACCCCAGCGGUAUGGUAUCCCCGCUGUACGCAGCUGACUGGUGAGUUCACUGAGUGAUUUUCUCCAUUGGAGAGUGGUUUUGGUUAAGUCCUGAUAGAAGGUUAGUUGGGACUCUUCGAAAUCCAGUGGAGUCUUGCCUUUGAUCGCAUUCAUGAUGUGCCCCUUGUCUUGGGGUAGGACACAGCAGACGAUGACAUCUCCUGCAAGCGUGGUGGCGGCUCUGGGAGGCGUUGGUAUGCAGUAUUUCCCCGCGAAUGUGAGCUUCCUUGCCGUUGCGGGUGGUAGUAGUGAUUGCAUGAGUCUCCUAAUAUAGUGCGGUAGGUCCUCUUUGUUUACUGAGGCAGGUAUGCCUCUGAUUUUAAUGUGAUUGCGUCGGUUUUUAUCCUCUUGUGCUGCCACUUGUACUGUCAGGAGUUGGUGGCUGUGUUGCAGCUGGAGGAAGGACUCUUUCAGCGUGGAGAUUUUUCCCUGGAUCAUUCUAACUUCACCCUCUGUAUUGACAACUUUCUCUGUGAUCUGUUGCAUGCUUGUUUUGAGCGCAGGUAAGUCUGCUGCCAGCAGGCAUUGUAUGUCCUGCAGCAUGGUUUGCAGUUGCUGCAGGUCCUGCUUGGUAGCCGGAUCUAUGGUUCCCUGCUGGGGUGUGGGUUUGGGCAGCGUGGUUUGUUUAGGUUGCAUGGCCCCUUGUGUAACUCCCUGGGAGGUUUGAUCUGUGGGGGUAGCCGUGUGUGGGAGGUCUGCUGCUAAUUCCUUAUUUAUGUUAUGUAACACUAAAUAGAGUGUGGCUUUAUUAUUAUUAUUAUUAUUUUAUUAUUUAUAUAGCGCCAGCAAAUUCCGUAGCGCUGUACAACGGGUGGACUAACAGACACGAAAUUGUAACCAGACAAAUGCACAUACAGGAACAGAGGGUUUGAGGGCCCUGCUCAAUGAGCUAGAGGGAGUGGGGUAUCGUGGAACAAAAGUAGGGGUAAUGACAUAGGUUGCCAGAAAAGUAUUCACUGAGUUAUUUUUGACAGUUGCAGGAGAGGAGUCAUGGAGGGUUAUAAAAAUCUGCUUACAGUUUAAAUUAUAUGUUUUCCUGAAGAAGUGUGUUUGCAAAGAUUUUUUGAAGGAGUGGAGACUGGGUGAAAGUCUAAUGGAGAAGGGAAAGGAGUUCCACAGAAAAGGUGCAGCCCUGGAGAAGUCUUGGAGUUGAGCAUCAGAUAUGGGAGUAUGCAGUGGCGUACACAUGACCCAUGGGGCACCGUUGCGAAAAUUGAUCCGUGGGCCCCCCCCGCGCUUACUCGGCAUGGGUUGGGGCCGCAGCACAUGGUGGCGGGCACCUGGUCGCAGGGGUUGCAGGGGUUGCAGGGCUGCGACCCUGCGACCGCGGUAUGCACACACACUUAAAGGACCACUACAGACACCCAGAUCACAUCAGCUCAAUGAAGUGGUCUGGGUGCCAGGUCCCUCUAGUUUUAACCCUGCAGCUGAAAACAUAGCCGUUUCAGAGAAACGGCUAUGUUUCACUGAGGAUUAAUCCAGCCUCUGGUGGCUGUCUCAUUGACAGCCGCUAGAGGAGCUUCCGCGAUUCUCACUGUGAAAAUCACAGUGAGAAGACACUGAACGUCCAUAGGAAAGCAUUGAGUAAUGCUUUCCUAUCGGCGGUUUAAAUGCGCGUCUCUUGCCGCGCAUGUGCAUUCGGAGCUGAGAGGCGGAGGGAUCCCCAGCGCCAAGGGAAACCGGCGCUGGAGAAAGGUAAAUGCUGAAGACACACACACACACUCUCACGAACAGACGCAUACACACUAGCUAACAGACACACACAUUUACUGACAGAGACACACUCAGCGACAGACAUACAUACACAAUCACUUACAAAACAUACACAUUCACUGACAAACACACACCCAGUAACAGACACACACAUUAACACACUCACUGACACUCACUGACACUCAUUAGCAGACACACCUGCAAUAACAGACACACUCACUGACACUCACUAGCAGACACACACGCAAUAACAGACACACUCACUGACACUCACUAGCAGACACACACCCAAUAACAGACACACUCACUGACACUCACUAGCAGACACACAUAUUAACACACAUUCUAACACUAACACACACACACUAACACAAACUAACACUAACACACACACACACUAACACACACACACACUAACACACACACACUAACACACACAAUCACGCUAACAUACAUACACACACACUAACACCAACACUAACACACACUAACACUAACAGACACUAACACUAACACACACACUAACACACACACACUAACACAAAUACACUAUCACACACUAACACUAACACACACACACUAACACACACACUUACACUAACACACACUAACACACACACACACUAACACAAACACACUUACACUAACACACACUAACACACACACAUUUUUUUUUUAAAUUUAAUCCCCCCAGCCUCCCUACUUUUUGGAGAGCUGAGGGGAUUCCCUGGGGUCCAGUGGUGCUGCUGGGCGGCCGGGCGCGCGAGGGAGCACUCUGGUCUGAGUGCUUCCUCUUCAGCUCCCUCGCGCGCCGCGUAGGGAUGCCGGCGCCGGAAGAUGACGUCAUCUUCUGGCUCCGGUAUCAGUGCGGUGCACGAGGGAGCUGAUGAGGAAGUACUCAGAGCAGAGUGCUCCCUCGUGCGCCCGCCAGCCUGCCGGGUGUCAACAGGGCCAGCCUCGGGGGGCCCUGAGGUGGCCGGCUCCCAGUGGGAAGAGGCUGGCCCAGUGGGUACAUACCGGGUCGCAGGGCGGCCGGGCCCUCUGGUGGGCCGGGCCCGGUCGUAGUCGCGACCCCUGCGACCCUGGUAUGUACGCCACUGGGAGUAUGGACAAAGGAUAGACGUAGGUCUUUUGCAGACCGCAGGGGCCUCAACGGGACAUACUUGUGUAUUAGGGAGGAUGGGUAGGUUGGAGCAGCAUUAUAUAGGGACUUGUAAGCAAGCACCAGAAUCUAAAAGUGAACCCUAUAUCUAACUGGAAGCCAUUGUAGGGAUUGACAGAGGGAGAAGGUGUGGGAGGUGCGGAGGACAGGAAAAUGAGCCUCGCUGCCGCAUUCAUCAUAGAUUGCAGUGGUGCAAUCUGGGAACACUUAAGACCACUGAGAAGGGGAUUGCAGUAGUCAAGGCGAGAAAGAACAAUGACAUGGACCAGCACUUUAGUCGCGUCUGGUGUUAAAUAGGGGCAGAUGCGAGCUAUGGUUUUGAGAUGGAAGCGGCAGGAUUUGGCGAUAGACUGAACGUGAGGUGUGAAGGAGGGGUUGGAGUCAGAGAGAACACCUAGACUGCGAGGUAGAGGUGAUGGUGGCACCAUUGACGUGGAGGGAGGGAGACACGGAAGUAGCAACUCUUGAGGGAGGAAAGACCAGAAGUUCUGUUUUGGACAGGUUGAGUUUAAGGAAGUGAGCAGCCAUCCAGUUGGAAUCGCUGAGUUGCAGUCAUAGACACGAGUCAAGAUGGGCAGAGAGAGAUCAGGAGAGUACAGGUAGAUUUGUGUGUCAUCUGCAUAUACAUGAUAAUGGAAGCCAAAGGAGCUGAUGAGUUUACCAAGGGACAGUAUAGAAGGGGACCAAGGACAGAACUUUGGGGAAUGCCAACAAUGAGGGGUUGGGGAGAAGAGGCAGAGGCAGAGCCAGAGAAAGAAAAACUGAACCAGGAGAGAGCAGUAUCUCGUAGACCGAGAUUACGGAGAAUGAGAAGAAGCUGUUAAUGAUCAAAGGCAGCAGAAAGAUCAUGGAGAAUUAGGAUAGAGUAAUGGACGCAAGAUUUAGCAGCGAUUAAAUCAUUGGAUACUUUGGACACAGCUAUUUCAACAGAGUGACAAGAGUGCAGAAUCCAGACUGAAGCAGGUCAAGCAGAGAGUUGGAAUCGAGGAAGUCUGUCAAUCUCGCAUACACAACUCUCUCUAGGAUCAUGGAGGCAAACGGCAGUAUCGAUAUAGGGCGGUAGUUGGAUGGGGAGUUGGGGUCAAGGUUGGGCUUUUUCAGAAAUGGCGUUAUGGUUGCAUGCUUGAAGAGUGAAGGAAAUGUGCCGGAGGAAAGCUUUUUUAAAUGAAUGUUAUGUUUUUAUAAAAAUGAACACUUUAAGCUUCUGUCAUGAGUGAGUUAAAGAGUACAACAGCAACUUUGCCUCAUUGGGAGUUGCUGUUUGUAGUCAAAAGCACUGGAGCCCUGGCAAAGGGACAGUGGGCAUUUUCCCCGUACCCGGCCUUGGUAUACAAAGGUUGUGGGUAAAAGCAUCAAACCACUUGUCUGCAGAUUAAGAUAAGAGGCAGGUGCUUUGGCAUGACUGUUGGCAGCAGCAGUGGCUGGUGAAGUUUAAAGAUGGAGGAGGACUUGCCUCUACUGCUGGAGUUUGACACUUACUUUUUUGGGCUCUGCUCAUUUAACCCCAUGUACUCAACUUUUAAUCCAAUGGGAGACUCUUCAACACCACAAACUUAACAUAACAAACUUGUAGAUGCAUGUAGUGGUAAAUUAAAGCAGUCUGACACAACUCCCCUCCAUGUUGUUAUCCUAUGACAGCUCAGAAGACUUGUCAAUGUAUAGGCCUGUCUUUUAGCCUCUCAAGAAUCUACCACUGAAAUCCUGUUAGAGAAGAAUAAGCAUGUCUAUGAGGUCAAUACUAAAGUCCACAGUAUUCAUAGUAUAGAAUCCACCAGUUUACUGAGCAGUCUCACUCUUCUUAUGUGACAGAUGGGAUGCUGCUAGGAUUUCAACUACAUAGGGGAAAACAUAGACCAAAAGCUAAUUGGUACAGUCUCUUCCUGGUCAGGAAAUUUAGAAACUUUAUUGGUAUGUUGAUGUUUUUUCCUUUUGCUAUUUUAAUUUGGUUUUGCAAAUCUGUAAGACUUUUGACACUGCUGGAUAUAGAAGGCUUAUCAAUAAACUGCAAUCUUUAAGUUUGGAUUCCAAUAUUGUUAAUUGGUUAGUCAGUGGCUGAGUGACAGGCAACAGAGUGUCGUUGUCAAUGGAGUAUAUUCGAAGAAAGGUCUUGUUACAAGCGGGGUAGCUCAGGGAUCUGUACUUGGACCCAUUCUCUUUAAUAUUUUUAUUAGUGAUAUUGCAAAAGGUCUUGAUGGUAAGGCAUGUCUUUUUGCUGAUGAUUCUAAGAUAUGUAACAGGGUUGAUGUUCCAGGAGGGAUAAGCCAAAUGGCAAAUGAUUUAGGUAAACCAGAAAAAUGGUCAGAAUUGUGGCAACUGACAUUUAAUGUGGAUAAGUGCAAGAUAUUGCAUCUUGGACGUAAAAACCCAAGGGCAGAGUACAAAUUAUUUGAUAGAGUCCUAAUCCUUGGGCGUGAAUUUACAGGGGAGGGCAAAAAACGCUGCCCCCAAAUGCCUUGGCUGUUUACCUCGUUUUAUGGGGGCCCAAGAGCUGGCCGGCUUGCCACCUUUGGGCUCUCCUGGGGCAGGCAUCCAGUUGUUUCCCGGGCAGGCGGCAAGGGAGCACUUUCCCCUGAGCUCUCUCUGCUCAGCUCCUUCUCGCGACCCGCAGUGAUGCCGGGAGCCGGAAUAUGACGUCAGUCCAGCUCCCGGCAUCAUUCUGCGGCGCAUGAGGGAGCUCAGCAGAGAGAUCACAGCUCCGUCGCUGACACAUCUAGCCACCUUCCUGCCCAGGACCCGGGCAGCAGCCCCACUGGACCCCAGGUGAAAAAUCCACCCAGCUAUCCCAAAAGUAGGGAGGCAUGUUAAAUUUAAAUUAAAAAAAAUAAUAAUAAUUAUGAGUGUUGGCGGGAAAUGUGUGUGUGUGUGUGUGUAUGUGUGUCAGUGAAUGUGAGUGUGUGUGUCAGUGACUGUGAGGGAGUGAGUGUCAGUGAACAUGAGUGAGUGUGUGUCAGUGAAUGUGAGUGAGUGUGUGUGUCAGUGAAUGUGAGUGUGUGUGUCAGUGAAUGUGAGUGUCAGUGAAUGUGAGUGAGUCUCAGUGAAUGUGAAUGAGUGUGUGUGUCAGUGAAUGUGAGUGAGUGAGUGUGUGUGUGUGUGUCAGUGAAUUUGAGUGAGUGUGUGUGUCUGUCUGUGAGUGUGUGUGUUUCAAUGAAUGUGUGUGUGUCUGUCAGUCAGAGACUGUCUGUGAGUAUGUGUGUCCAGUGAAUAUGUGUGUCUGAAUGACUGUGCAUGUCUGUCAGUAAGUUGGCACGUAUCAGUGAGUGUAUGCGUCUGUCAGUGUGUGUCUAAAAUCUGUGAGUGUAUGUCAGUGUAUCUGAGCAUGUGUGCUGGUCCGUGAGUGUGUGUCUGUCAGUUAAAAUGUGUGUAAGUUAACAGGAAGAAGUGUGAUCUUGGCAGGAAGGGCCUGGUACAUUUAAAUUAGGGGGUGCCCGAGAUCUGUCAUGCAUAGGGCAGCACCAUUUCAAUUGUACGCAGUACUUAUUGUACGCAGUACUGGAGGCCGUAUCUCCAGAAGGAUAUUGAUACUUUAGAGAGAGUUCAGAGAAGGGCUACUAAACUGGUUCAUGGAUUGCAGAAUAAUACUUACAAGGAAAGGUUAAAAGAUCUUAACAUGUAUAGCUUGGAGGAAAGACGAGACGGGGGGAUAUGAUAGAAACAUUUAAAUACAUAAUGGGAAUUAACACAGUAAAGGAGGAGACUAUUUUUAAAAGUAGAAAAACUACCACAACAAGAGGACAUAGUCUUAAAUUAGAGGGGCAAAGGUUUAAAAUUAAUAUCAGGAAGUAUUACUUUACUGAGAGGGUAGUGGAUGCAUGGAAUAGUCUUCCAGCUGAAGUAGUAGAGGUUAACACAGUGAAGGAGUUCAAGCAUGCAUUAGAUAGGCAUAACGCUAUCCUAGCUAUAAGAUAAGGCCAGGGACUAAUGGAAGUAUUUAGAAAACUGGGCAGACUAGAUGGGGCGAAUGGUUCUUAUCUGCUGUCACAUUAUAUGUUUCUAUGUAACGCAUUAUCUAUGUCACAGGUAGGCAACAUUCGGCAUUCAAGGUAUUACGGACUACAUGUCCCCCCAAUGCUUUCCCAUCAUUAUGGCUGUGAGUACAUUAUGGGAGAUGUAGUCCACAAUAUCUUGAGUGCUAAAGUUUGCAUACCCCUAUUUUGUACCUUUAAAUAAUGUAUCCCUCACGGAGAAAGGAUGUCAUAUUGUAUUCGAUAUUUAUUUAUUCUUCUCACAUUUGUGAAUAUUUGUUAGCAAAACAACAAAAAAAUUUAAGAAUAUUAGACAGUAAUACAAUGGUUUAUAAAUGGUAGUCUUAAAAAUGCAUAUGCAAUAAUAAUAAUAACGUUAUUGUCCUAUUUUCUAUACCUUACAGAUGCUUCAACACACUGGACCCUUGGAAUGUUGUCAAGUUCUUGAUUAAUCACCUUCCCUCUGCAGCAUGCCCUCAUCUCCCUCACCUUCUUCUCCCAACUCCUCUCUUACCCCCACAUCACCAUCUAUGAACUCUUGUCAGCUGGAUGAGUCCUACAAGUACAUUUACCUUCCAACCUGCUACAUCUUCACCUUCCUGCUCAGCUUGGCUUUGAACUCUAUUGUCCUCACACGUUGCCUACGGCGUCCUUGGAAUCCAUCUCUAGUCUACAUGUUCAACUUGGCUCUCAGUGACCUCAUGUAUAGCUUGUCCUUGCCUUUUCUCAUUGCCAGUUACAUCUCUCGUGACCGCUGGAUCUUUGGGGACUCAAUGUGCCGAUUGGUUCGUUUUCUUUUCUACUUCAAUCUGUAUUGCAGUAUCUUCUUCCUUACAUGCAUCUCAUUCCACCGUUACCAGGGCAUCUGCCACCCCAUGCGCUCAAUGAGGCAAGAGACCAUGCGGUGGGUGAGAGCUACAUGUGUUCUCGUUUGGGCUGUGGUCUUCGCUAUGACUUCACCCAUUCUACUAUUUGCCAGAACAGGACCUUUAGAUGGAAUGGAAGACGUUCUAACAUGUUGGGAUGAUGCCUUGGAUUCAGACCUUCCACGUUAUUUGCCAUAUGGGAUUAUCCUCCAUACUGUUGGCUUUUUUCUGCCCUUCUCACUCACUGCCUGGUGCUACUCUCGAGUAGUGCGCACUUUGUGCAGAACCUUAAGGCCUGGUGUGGUUCCUGGACCAGUCCCAGGGUUAGCACAGAGACGUAAGUCAAUAAAAACUAUUGUCACCAUCACACUUCUCUUUGCUCUGUGUUUCCUGCCAUUCCAUGUGACCCGGACCAUUUUCAUGUCCCUCAGGGCUGGGAGACCUGCUUUGAGUGGAUGCCGGACUCUAGAAGUGGUUGCUGUCUGCUACAAAGUCACCCGACCUCUGGCUAGUGCUAAUGCUUGGCUCAAUGCUUUGUUGUACUUUGUAACCAAAGAGCAAUGUGGAAAAGGGCCAAGGGGGAAAAAGGGUGGAGAGCAAGUAGGAAAAAAUGUAAUCAAGAGAAAGCCAGUCAAGGUAGAGGAUAUCUGGGCAAACAUGUAUCCCUAACUAUGCCAAAACAAUGAAAGUCAAACAUACAGUCCUACGAAAAUAUUGUAUUUUCAGUUCUCCUUAGAUAAAGAAGAAAUAUGGGGAUCUGGGCAAUUUAUUACCUCAAUGGACAUAUUUUUGUGUACAGACUGUGUUUAUUGCCUGACAAUGAAUAAUAUGUAUGUAUGAGUUCAUGUGCAUUAUAAGGAGGCACAAUUUGGUCUGUGAUUAAUGCAAGCAUUUCAGAAAUAUGCAAAGCUCAUACUGAAUGUUUCUUUGAACUACACAAUACAAAAUGUUUGAUUACCACUGGAAUUAACCUAUGGACGCACAAGGUUCCUUCAGACUUUAACAUCUCUAUCUGCCUCUGUCAAUGAGUGUCUACUUCAUCAACAACAUUCUCUGCUACAGUGUCUCACUACCUAAUACCUUCAGAUAUGUCUCCCACAAUUCCACUCCAUGUGAUAUUUAUCAUGAAAUGUUUUAUAAUAUGUACGUACAAUAUGCACUUCUUCAGAGAUCCUGCGUAUGAGCUCUUCCUAUUUUAUGUCCUUUUCAUUACAUCAAUAAAUGUGUAGGCUGAAAAGAUUGUAAAUAAUGCUUGUGCUGGUAAGUUGUGGUGACAUGAGAACCAACUUGCAAAAAUUGAAGAUGAAAAUGCAGCGGGGUAAAAUAAAUUCUGAAUUAAUCAGAGUUUGAGGCUUAUUUUUUUCCAAACAUCAACCAGAGCCAUAGCUAUUAUGGUCUUAAUAUUUUCCAGUUAUCGCAACUUGCUGUUUAAUGAAUAUACCGCUUUCAGGUGUCCAGAGGGAAUUUGUUUAGGUGGGUAAUAAGCAUUGUUUAAAUAGAUAUACUCGCUGUGUUCCUCACUAUAAUGAUGUUAUACAUUUGGUUGAUAUUAUCUAUUUUGUAGGGUUUGGUUUGCUA
Pelobates cultripes (western spadefoot toad) is the source of this 33993-nucleotide messenger RNA. The record is from the annotation of a GenBank genome assembly. Lineage: Eukaryota; Metazoa; Chordata; Amphibia; Anura; Pelobatidae.